Messenger RNA from Vicia villosa (hairy vetch), 1223 nucleotides. RefSeq names its product ethylene-responsive transcription factor SHINE 2-like. The coding region runs from base 302 to 934 and encodes 210 amino acids. Gene Ontology annotation, biological process: regulation of DNA-templated transcription. NCBI's taxonomy places the organism in Eukaryota, Viridiplantae, Streptophyta, Magnoliopsida, Fabales, Fabaceae. The record is from RefSeq and is a predicted model, not a curated record. The transcript has 2 exons. Gene Ontology annotation, molecular function: DNA-binding transcription factor activity; DNA binding.
GUGGAUGACAACAUAGCAUAUGCACACAUUAUGAUGACAAUAGCCAAAAAAGAGAACCCUACCUGCUUCACCUCAUUAAUUUCAGUAGUUAAUUUACAAGUUAGCUAUGUAUUUAUCAAACUUGUGCUGGUGAAACUUUUAUUGCAUAUGUACUGUUUGUUUAAAUUCCACUUUCCGUCCAAUUUCCACACCGACAGCCUAAUAUAAAUAAAUUUAGCAACAUCACUCACAUUUUCAUAUGUUAUAUAAAAAAACAUAACCUUUAUUAUUAAUUAAUUCAUUCAUUCCCAUCACUGCAAAUAUGGUACAACAAACAAAGAAGUUCAGAGGAGUCAGGCAACGCCAGUGGGGCUCUUGGGUGUCAGAGAUUCGCCACCCUUUGUUAAAGAGAAGGGUUUGGUUAGGGACAUUUGAGACAGCAGAGGCGGCGGCAAGAGCGUAUGAUCAAGCAGCAAUUUUGAUGAAUGGUCAGAGUGCGAAGACUAAUUUCCCGAAGAAUCAAGGUGAAGAUGCUAUUGACACUACUUGUGGCGGUGGCAGCGGUGAUGGUGGUGGUGGAAGUAAUAAUGACUCUUUCUUGUCUCCCAAGGCACUCUCUGAGCUACUCAGCACAAAGCUUAGAAAGUAUUGCAAAGACCCUUCUCCAUCACUCACUUGUCUGAGGCUGGAUACUGAUAAUUCGCACAUUGGAGUGUGGCAAAAGAGAGCUGGAUCGCAUUCGGAAUCUAAUUGGGUCAUGAGGGUUGAGCUUGGCGGGAAGAAGAAAACCGCAGAGUCAGAGAUAGGAUCUUCGCAAUACAUUAUGGAUGGUGAUAAUGGUAAUGCUGAUAUCGGAAAUAGGGUGGUAGUAGAAGAAGAGGAAAGAGUUGCUUUGCAGAUGAUUGAAGAGUUACUUAAUUGGAACUAUCCCUGUGGUUCAACUUCAAGCGAUUAACUCUCGGCAACGAAGAAAAUAGGAACAUUCCAUGUCUUGUCAUGGUUCUUAAAAAAUUUAGCAACUCCAUGCAAUGCCAUGAUUCUCAGCUAUCUUUUUCAUGUACUUUUGUGUUUUCUGUAAAAUAUUAUAUAUAUUGUUAAAGUGCUGAUAAAUAGAUAAUAAGCACUUUGAUAGUUACUUAAAAUAGUAUAUAAUAUAUUGUGGUUGGGAAACAUGAGAAUUUGUAUCGAAUUCGGAAGAAGGAUGUGUUGGAAUUAUUGAAAAGUUAUAUAAAAAGCAAACUAAU